Messenger RNA from Musa acuminata AAA Group (dessert banana), 1847 nucleotides. RefSeq lists its product as uncharacterized. The record is from RefSeq and is a predicted model, not a curated record. NCBI's taxonomy places the organism in Eukaryota, Viridiplantae, Streptophyta, Magnoliopsida, Zingiberales, Musaceae. Bases 211 to 621 code for a protein of 136 amino acids. The transcript has 6 exons.
UGCUCAUCAGAACAUUUCUAGCUAUCAUAUUGCGUUGAAUGCCACAUCCAACGUCAGCAUAUAAGAGUUUCAUCUGGUGAUCAAAUCUCAGUUAACAGGGUAAGAAGGUGUUGGUACUUGGGACGACAAGCGAGAUGGAAUUUCUGGAGUCUCUUGGUAUAUGUGAUGCAUUCUCUGUUACAUAUCAUGUUCCAAAAUUGAACAAGGAAGAUGCCAAGAAGGCGAUGGUUCGCAGAUCUGAAUCCAACCAGCUCAGGGCGGCAAUGUCCCUACCAGAGACCAUACGACGUUCUCGUGUUGAAUGGUAGUAUUUUGGUUCAGCCACAACUGAGAGGUGAAAGGUGCUGCGACGAAGACGAGCAACAUGCUAAGUUUAGUCCACCCUCCAGGAUUCGAGAUCUUUUUGCGACGAAGACGAGCAAACGAGACGAGAGAAAUUUACGUAACAUACUUUGUCCGCCUGUAGCUGGCGGCAAUAGAACAAACAAGGCGAGACAAAAAAAGAAAAAGAAAGCAAUCAUACGACUUUGGUGCGAAUCUUCAGAUCCGUCCUGCCUCGAGUUCUUGCUGAUGUCGUCAUCAAGUUUAGGAGGAACACACACAAUAAAACCAUAUGGGUAGAUGGCAUCAGAGAACCAAUACACCUUGGCUUUUGUCCCCAGAGAACACAACGGAAAAUCACUCAAAUAUAAAUAAAUUUGAUACAAGGAAAAAAAAAAGUAAAUACGAAGCAAAAAAGGAUAAAUUACUUUUAUACGAAGCAAAAAAGUAUUUACUUUUAGUUUUUCUCGUAGAGCACUCAUCCCUCAAUAAACAAUAGUAAUGAAUAAAUAUUUCUUUUUGUUAUAAAUAGAAUUAUUAAGCAAAAUUAAUCAUAUAUUUUUUUAAAAAAAUAAAUAUGAUAAAAAUGUAAUAAAAUGGUGAUUUCGUAAGUAUAUGACUAAUUAUUAAAAUGAUCUUGAAUAGAAUCAAUAUAAUCUAACUUCAAAAUUUUUUAGCUAAAGUAUAGUAUUUUACUAUUUGGUGCAUCACUGCAAUGACAUUGGGUUUAAUUAAUAUUUAUCACUAAUGAGUUUAUUUAACGAUUUUAUUAUUCGUAUUUAUAAUAUAUAAAUGGUAUUACUAUAUGAUGUUUUGUCUUCAUAAUUAAUUAUAUGAUUUUUUAUUUUUAUAGUAUUCAUAAUUUUCUAAUUUCUAAUAUUACUUUUAAAACUAUUUAUAUUUUGAUUGUUAAAAAGGAUAAAAAAAAAGAAAGUUUACGUCGUGAAAGAAGGCAAAUCCCAUUAAAAAAAAUGAAAGCAGAUGAACGAAUUACCUAUUGGACUCUAGAAUUAUAACCCAAAGUACAGAGGACGGAAUACGACGUACAGAAGAGCUUCCGUGUCAAAGUCUGAUCUAACUAAACCAGACUUGGAAUCCAAAGCAAAAGAGGCCGACUGAACACGAUCGCCGCACUCAGACACGAGAAGACGACGAAAGAAAUGAAAGCUUCCGUGCCAAAGCGGUCUGCCUUUCUACGCCGCAUCGGGAAGGGGAAACACAAAAAAAAGAUCAGGAAGAUGAUGCUGACACGAGAGGUGGAAGGAAGUUUACCGCUCUCCCAUAAUAGAGAUUCCUUUGGAUGCUUCUCCCGGUGGGUGUGUGGAGCACAGACACUGAAUGUGGUCCGUCGUUCCAAUCCCUCACGUAAUCGGGCCGUCUCCGGCUAUAAAUAACCCCCCCCGACCGAGCGAACGCUUCUAACCAGGAACGCAUACCACACCACAAUUUGUUGAGCCGUUGUGCUUGUUGCCUCUCGACAUGUCGACCUGCGGCAACUGCGACUGCGCUGACAAGAGCCAGUGCGU